Molecule: messenger RNA, 2589 nt
Organism: Centrocercus urophasianus (Greater sage-grouse)
Lineage: Eukaryota; Metazoa; Chordata; Aves; Galliformes; Phasianidae
Gene: DYNC2LI1
Product: dynein cytoplasmic 2 light intermediate chain 1
Exons: 13
Coding region: 70-1140 (356 amino acids)
Biological process (GO): intraciliary transport involved in cilium assembly; intraciliary retrograde transport
Cellular component (GO): ciliary basal body; axoneme; cytoplasmic dynein complex
Molecular function (GO): dynein heavy chain binding
Source: RefSeq, a predicted model, not a curated record
CUACAGCUCCCGGGGCGCCCCGCGCCGUUCCCAUGGCGACAGGCAGCCGGGCCCGGGCGGACAGCGGCGAUGCCCAAGGCCGGCGAUACUCUGUGGGAUAUUGCUAGAGACGAAGUGGAGAAGAGAGAAAACUCCGGCGACGAUGGCGAGCGCGUGGAAGUUUGGGAAAAAUCAGUGUUGUUUAUGGGAAGCAAAAACGGGGGGAAGACCACUAUCAUACUGAGGUGUCUUGAGAGGGAAGAGAUUCCAAAGCCAACGUUAGUUUUGGAAUAUACCUUUGGGAGAAGGGCAAGGAGACACAAUGCACCCAAAGAUAUAGCUCAUUUUUGGGAAAUAGGUGGUGGAACCUCGUUACUGGAACUGAUUCGAAUACCAAUCACCGUCAACAACGUAAGGUCAUUUGCAGUAGUUCUCGUAUUGGAUCUAUCCAAACCUAAUGAACUCUGGAUGACUAUGGAGAAUCUUCUGCAGGCCACCAGAAACCACGUGAAUAAAAUUUUAGCCAAACUGGAAAAGGCAGAUCCUGAAGCAGCUGCUGAAAUUAAGCAGAAGAUGCAGAACAAUCUACAGAGGGAUCAUCCAGAUUAUGACUUGGUUGACCCUUUUCCAAUACCCUUGGUGAUUAUUGGAAGCAAAUACGAUAUAUUUCAUGAGUUUGACUCUGAAAUGAGGAAAAUAAUAAGCAGGACACUUCGAUUUGUUUCACAUUAUUAUGGAGCAUCACUGGCGUUUACCAGUAAAUCUGAGGCUCUCCUGCUGAAAGCUCGUGCUCUUAUUAAUCACUUGGCAUUUGGCUACGAUAGAAGCAAGUCCAUAUCAGUGGAUCACAGCAAACCACUAUUUAUCCCAGCAGGCCUGGAUUCACUGAGCCAAAUAGGGCCACCACCCACCUCUGACAGCAACAUUGGAAAGAUGCGUGCAAACACACCUUUAGAACUGUGGAAGAAGGUGUUUGAGAAGACGUUUCCUCCCAAGAGUUUCAGUGAUUUACAAGACAGCAAGGACCCUGCACAGGACUCACAAUAUGCUGAGUAUGAAGUUGAUGUCAUGAGAGCUCAGAAAAACCAGUUACACAUAAAACACAAGAUAUCACUACCUUGGAAGACCUUCCUGGCACGUUUUUUACAAUACAGAACUUAAUACUGCAGGUAGGUCGUAGCAACAAUGUGUUAAGGUUACCUGUAGUCAAUUGAACUCAAUGAGAGGUUCCAGUAUAAUUAAAUUUUUUGUGCGUGCUGUAGUUAAAAGAGAGUUAAUGUGUUCUUCUAACUAAGAUAGAUAGAAUGCUUUUUUUAUUGCAAAUAGCAUGUGGUUAGGUCUAAAAGAUAUUUCAUUAAAGCAAGUAUCUUGUCACUCUUAACAGCAACAAAAAGCAAUCACAGUGCAUUUAAAAUAGCUUUUUCGCUGGAAAAAAAUAAUCAGAAACAAUUUCUGACAGUAUACACCAAGCUAUAAAAUCCUGAAAAAGAAACUGGUUUUUGCAGUGUUGCUAGAACCUUCUGUUACAGGCUUAAGGAUUCCCAGUAGCACUAUUUGACUGAAAAGAGGUGAUUUGCUUACCUUGCUGGUGUUCCACUGAUGUCAAGAACCCCAUAAUACAGACUGCCCCAUGCUUCACACCUAAUUUACACUAUUUGUAUCUCCACAGUUUGAGGCUCUGUUUGCUUUUAAUUACCAUCUAAAAGAUGUGUAAUUGUAAUUACCACAUUGGUUUUGCAUUUUACUUUUACAUCCACAUGUAAGCUUUUACUGAACAGUGGCACCUGAAACUUUUUUUUUUUGAACUACAAAUUGCAAAAAAGAACCCACCAAUACAAAAAUUAAAAGUGGGGCAUCACUGUCUGUCUUGAUUACUGCACUUCCUGAAAAGUCCCAAGCCGUGAUGAACGUUUCUAUGAAUAUCCAGUACCAGAGAUUGGGUUGAUCUCUAAACAGCCACUGCUUUCCUCCAAAAUACAUUUCUGCUUGCUGCUGUCUGGACAAGAUUGUGAAAGGUAGCAAAGACAAAAUGCAGCGCAACUUCAGGGGCCACAGCAGGGCCACGAAGGGAACAUCUGCCAUGUGUAUAUCACGCAUAUUCUUGGUAUAUCUGGCUUCAGUUCUGUAGGGGUUUCUAACACAGUGUAUAAGAUUUCAAUAGUUCAGUCCUGUGCAUAAAAAAACAAUUAUUUUCCAUACUCUUAAGGAAUUGCCAAUCCAUUUUGCUCCUUGAAAGGCCUUGACUUGGACACUUGGUUGAUGCGACAAAUUAGUUUUUGUUCAGUAAUUCUGUCUUCUGUUCUUAAAAUACAUGUAAUGAUACACUUCAGUUUGUGGAGUUAGGCUUCUCCACACCAAACAUCUAAGAAAGGGUCCCAACUUCUGUCUUAGAAAGCAAGUGUCUAGGCAAAAAAUAAUAAUAAUAUAAAAAAUAAAUCUAGCUCCCUGUGUCAUUAUGUGAGUGCAGAUGUAUCAAAUGCCAAACUUUCAGUAUUAUUUUGUUAGAAAUAACAACCAUCUAGUUAUUUUUUUCUACAGUGACUGAUCUGCGUACGUGCUUUAAUUGAUGAGGUGCUUAACAUAUCUUAUGGCUUUUAGUCAUCAGGAUAU